AACAGGCAUGCACUAGCUCAUCAGACGUCGCAGCGAAAACACGUGUAUAUCUCUAUCGCUAUCUCACAUACAGCCACCAUGAGGAUACUCGCCGCUGCAAUCCUCUGUGCCAUCGCGGGGGCCGGCUUCGCCCAGCUGAACGAGCAGCCCAACCCGUGCGACCGCAAGUCCAGGGUCGUGGGAGACAUCACAUACUGCGACAGGUACUGGCAGUGCGUCGCCGGCACCCCGCAGCUCUACGACUGCCCCAACGGCCUUGUGUUCGUGGGCAGGAACCGUGGCAUCGCCGAGGGCUGCGAUUACCCCUGGCGCGGGGCCUACUGCGACAACAAGCAGCUUGCUAUAACUAACUCGACCCCCCCCCCACCUAACCCCCCCAUCUCCACCGAGCACUGCGACUGGCUCUACGGCAUCUUCGGGCACGAGACCUCCUGCACCCGCUACUGGACCUGCUGGAACGGCACCGCCACUGAGCAGUUCUGCAUCGGCGGCCUCCUCUACAACGAGGAGACUCACGCCUGCGACUGGCCCCAGAACGUCGCCGGAUGCCAGAAGCAUCCUCUCUGCAAGAACGAUGCCAAUGCCAACGUUGCCCUCGGCAAGUCCUGCGAGAGGUACUGGUCGUGCCAGGGAGGCUACCCCCGCCUGCAGCGCUGCCCCGCCACCCUCGUGUUCGACAAGCAGUCCCGCCGCUGCGUGAACCCCCCCACCACCGACUGCGACGUUCCCUCCACCACGCCCCAGCCCGAGACGGAAGAAGCAGGGCCAAUCCGCGCCAACAUCGCCCGCCCUCAGCGCCGCCGCCCCAGCGUGGAGGCCGAGCCCAUCCAGCAGGGAGGCCAGUUCAUCGACGCCCCCCUGCCGUCCGCCCUCCCCAACAGGCCCCCUCUGCCCUCGGGGAACAACUUCAGGGCGGCACCCAUCCCCGGCGCCAUCCCGCUCUAAGCGCCUGAGAAACCGCUCUCUCCGUUUCCCUCUUUCGCAAGGCAGCAGCUGGGUGGGGCUCGUGACUUUCCUCGCACCCGACGGGGAGCCGCGUGCCACCCACUUCAGUUCCUCUUCUCUGUGUAGAUGGAAUCAUUAGGGACACUAGGAUAUGCGCUCCUUCGAGAGGACAGGAGGCCGAGAGCCCCACUCCACGCAACCCAUGACCUGAGCACCCUUUUACUCCUCACAGCCCGGGUACAAACCCCCAACACCCAAAGAUUUUUGCGACGUCUAGCAGUGACGAAUGGCCCCCGAGUUGGCAACAUUGUGAUGGCUCGCACCCCUCCCCUUCCCCUU
This is a messenger RNA of Penaeus vannamei (Pacific white shrimp), 1284 nucleotides long. The record is from RefSeq and is a predicted model, not a curated record. Lineage: Eukaryota; Metazoa; Arthropoda; Malacostraca; Decapoda; Penaeidae.